AUGUCCAUGAUUGCAGCUUUCUACAACAACAAAUCCAUUCUCAUCACUGGGGCCACAGGCUUCCUGGGCAAGGUGUUAAUGGAGAAGCUGUUGCGCACCAGCCCCAGCCUGAAAGUCAUUUAUAUCCUUGUGAGACCCAAGGCUGGCCAAAGCCUCCAGCAGAGAACCUUUCAGAUCCUUAACAGCAAGCUCUUCGAGAAAGUGAAAGAAGCAUGUCCGGACGUUCACAAGAAGAUCGUGCCCAUAGCUGCAGAUCUCAACCACAGCGACUUGGGCAUCAGCGAGGAGGACAUGCAGGAGCUCCUGUCCUGCACCAACAUCAUCUUCCACUGCGCAGCCACCGUGCGCUUUGAUGAAAACCUCAGACAAGCCGUGCAGCUGAACGUCACCGCCACACAGCAGCUGCUGCAGAUGGCCAGUCAGAUGCCGAAGCUGGAGGCCUUCAUCCACUUCUCCACUGCCUUCUCCAACUGCAACCUGGAGCAUAUUGACGAAGUCAUCUACCCAAGUCCUGUGGAGCCGAAGAAAAUCAUCGCAUCCAUGGAGUGGUUAGAUGACAAGAUUAUUGACGAUAUCACUCCCAAACUCAUCGGGGAUCGGCCCAACACAUACACCUACACCAAGGCCUUGGGGGAGACCGUGAUCCAGCAGGAAGGCCAAAACUUGAACGCGGCCAUCAUCAGGCCCUCCAUCGUGGGUGCCACCUGGCAGGAGCCCUUCCCGGGUUGGGUUGAUAACCUAAAUGGACCCAGUGGAUUGAUUAUUGCCGCUGGGAAAGGGUUCCUGCGGUCCAUUCGCGCAAACCCCAUGGCUGUGGCGGAUGUGAUUCCAGUGGACACGGUGGUGAAUCUUACCCUUGCAGUGGGCUGGUACACUGCAGUCCACAGACCUAAAACAACAUUAAUCUACCACUGUACAUCUGGGAAUUUCAAUCCAUGUAAAUGGACCAAGAUGGGAUUCCAAGUCUUGGCAACCUUUGAAAAAGUCCCAUUUGAGAAAGCUUUCAGAAGACCAAAUGCUGACUUCACAACCAACAACUUCUCAAUACAGUACUGGAACGCAGUGAGCCACUGGGCCCCAGCCAUCAUCUACGACUUCUACCUGCGACUCACCGGAAGGAAACCCAAGAUGACAAAGCUCAUGAAUCGCCUGUUGAGAACCAUCUCCAUGCUGGAGUACUUCAUCAACCGAAGCUGGGAGUGGAGCACAAACAAUACCGAAAUGCUGAUGUCAGAGCUAAGUCCUGAAGACCAGAGGGUAUUCAAUUUUGAUGUGCGCCAGCUGAACUGGUUGGAAUACACUGAAAAUUAUGUGUUGGGAGUUAAGAAAUACCUACUGAAAGAAGAUAUGGCUGGAAUCCCAGCAGCAAGGCAACACUUAAAAAGGCUCCGAAAUAUUCACUACCUCUUUAACACAGUCCUCUUCCUCAUCAUCUGGCGUCUUCUCAUCACCCGGUCUCAGAUAGCACGGAACAUCUGGCUAUUCAUUGUGAGCUUCUGUUACAAGUUCCUCUCUUACUUUAGGGCCUCCAGCUCUCACAAGGCCUAAGAAUGUUCAACAACCACCUUUUCUCUGAAACCUCUCCUCAGAUACCUCUAUAUCAGCAAACUGUGAUACUUCAGAUCAGGAAAUAAGAAGGAACCCAAGUGGUCAAAUGGUUAUACAUUGGCUCCUACAUCUUCACUGUAUAUUCUUUUUAUUCCAGUGACAAAAGCAAGCUAUAGUUUGUCUUCACAUAUUUUUGGGGAGGCAGGGAAGCCUCAAUUAUUUCCUAGCAUCUAUUCUACACUCUUGCAUAUUAAGCAUGAAAGUGCCCACAUUUCUCUGCAUUUCUCUUACCUU
Molecule: messenger RNA, 1842 nt
Organism: Dipodomys ordii (Ord's kangaroo rat)
Lineage: Eukaryota; Metazoa; Chordata; Mammalia; Rodentia; Heteromyidae
Gene: Far2
Product: fatty acyl CoA reductase 2
Exons: 11
Coding region: 1-1548 (515 amino acids)
Biological process (GO): long-chain fatty-acyl-CoA metabolic process
Cellular component (GO): peroxisome
Molecular function (GO): alcohol-forming very long-chain fatty acyl-CoA reductase (NADP+) activity
Source: RefSeq, a predicted model, not a curated record